CUUUAAGUGGCCGACGCAGCGUCACAAUCAAGUAAGACAAGUAAAGCACAACAGAAUCAAAAACAAACUGUCAAAGAGUUAAAGCUAAGCAACCAUUCUCACGCUCUCUCUUUUAUAUCAAUAAAUAAAAGCUAUUCAUCUCCAAGAGAGUUCUCGAAUCAGUUUCAAUGGCGAUUAACAACAGGCUUCCACUUCUCCUCCUCCUCUCCGUCAUCAUUCUCUUCCUCAGCCGCCCUGUGCUUAGUGACACUGAUGAAGAGGACGUUCUUUUCACAGGCAUCAACAGCUACAGAACAUCACAAAACCUCACAACCUUAAACAAGAACAAAAACGCAGAGUGUCUAGCAGACCAACUCGCCGAACAAUUCAAGGACAAACCAUGCACCAACAGUACUGGCUCAGCCACGGUACCUGGAACCGAACCACAGUUCGCAGACUACCCUAACAUUCUAGCUAAAUGCCACUUAAACGUCUCUGACACAAGAGACGGCUCUAUUAUGCCCGCAUGUGUUCCUCGUCUAGAGUCGAGCCUUGUCCUCACAAACUUCACCAAGUCACAAUACUCCUUGAGUUUGAACGAUUCUAAGUUCACAGGGAUGGGUAUUGGUAAAGAAGAUGACUGGAUCGUUGUGGUUCUCACCACCAACACACCAGAAGGAAACUAUUCUCCAGCUACAAAACAGGAUUCUAAUGGCUUCACCUUUAGUAUUAGCCUCUUUAGUUACUUGCUUGCUUUCAUGUUGUCCUUCUGUUUCUUCCUCUGUUGAUGAGAGUUUGAGAGAUAUCUACCACACAUGUCAUGAGUUUUUUUUUUGCUGAAGAAUAAUUUUUGUUUAUGCUAUUUACUAUUCUUCCGUUUCGAAAUUUUAGAUUUUUCAACA
Molecule: messenger RNA, 881 nt
Organism: Eruca vesicaria subsp. sativa (arugula)
Lineage: Eukaryota; Viridiplantae; Streptophyta; Magnoliopsida; Brassicales; Brassicaceae
Source: the annotation of a GenBank genome assembly